Sinocyclocheilus grahami is the source of this 1378-nucleotide messenger RNA. Its product is annotated as protoheme IX farnesyltransferase, mitochondrial-like. The record is from RefSeq and is a predicted model, not a curated record. Gene Ontology annotation, cellular component: mitochondrion; membrane. Gene Ontology annotation, molecular function: protoheme IX farnesyltransferase activity. Lineage: Eukaryota; Metazoa; Chordata; Actinopteri; Cypriniformes; Cyprinidae. The transcript has 6 exons. Gene Ontology annotation, biological process: heme A biosynthetic process. The coding region runs from base 78 to 776 and encodes 232 amino acids.
UCCGAGAGCGAGGUCAAGAUGGCGCGCUGCAGCAGGUGAAGGGGACUCAGCGGCAGCCGGUCGUUCGCUUGAAGAACAUGUACAAAACACCAUGUAGUAGACUGACGGGAGUCUGGAAAUGCCUUCCGCGCGAUGGUUUGCUUGGUGUCAGUGUGCAGCAGAAGCUCAUUGCAAAUGCAUCUAGGAGUCACAUGAGCGUCAGGAGUCUGAUUCAACUCUGCAGGAAAAAUCAAGCAGAAUGGAUCACGUUCCAGCAUCUCUGCUUCCUGAAGAGACAGUAUGUGAAGAGCAGCAGCAGUCUCUGCCAGAGAGCGAGAGCCAAGCAGGAGCCUGUUGCCUCUGCGCUGGAUGAUCGAGAUGAUUCGGUGGUCAGUCAGGUUCAGCAGAUCCCAGCCUUAAAGCCUGAACCAGGUACUGUGGUGCCGACAUGUGACCAGAUUGAACCGGAAGCGGCCAGGGCAGCCCGCUUGGAGGCCCGGCAGUGGAAGGAGUUGAAAGUUGAAUACAGUGAUUUACCAGGGAUUUACGCACGGCUCUCCAAAAUUAAAUUAACAGCUCUUGUGGUUACUACAGCAGCUGCUGGCUAUGCCAUGGCUCCAGUGCCCUUUGACCCUGUCACUUUUUUGAUGGCUUCGUUCGGAACGUUUCUCUCCUCCUGUACAGCCAAUUCCAUCAAUCAGCCUCAAGCAUGCAGAAACUGUGACGUGAUUGCCAUCAAAUCUGCUAGCGGCUUGUACAAAGACAAAUUCCUGAUGCUAAAACCCAGCAGCUGGUAGAACACCGCCACAAAUCACAUACCAUGUGGUCAUUGUAGUAACUCUCUGAUCUUAUUCUUCCUGACUCAUCUUGUGUAAUGUGACAGGUCUUGGGCACACCCAUACCUGACGGUAACUGAUCCCCGCUCUUAACUCAUUCCUUUGGGUUUUUAUAACUCCAGAGAGGAAAAUAAACGAAGAAUGACGUCCUUAGAUGUGGUGCCAGUUUGUCUCCCUAUUCCAUGAUCAAAGAUGAUCCUUUUCAAACUUGUAGAGUCCACUAAACAUACGACAAACAAAUCAAAGUUAAGGUGGAUCCCUUUAAGCUUUUCUGUCUGCAGAUUGAACAUCAAACACCAAGCAGGUAUCUCAGGAGCCAGUUGAGUUCGUCUCCGUUUGUGUUUACUUGUGACCGUGAUGAGAUUUACUUUGAGACAGAAACGACAGGCCAGGGAAUCAGUGGAUGUAGCUUUUAGCCUUUGGUUCCUUUGAGUAUUUCCUGAAGUCACAUUGCAAUUGUGUGGUUUCUUAUUUCAGUGUAACCUUGUUUGGAAACUGUCAGGAAUGCUGUAAAAACCCAGAAUCCCCUAACAAUGGCCAGCCAAAGUUGAUACUGCAUUCUG